This is a messenger RNA of Gopherus flavomarginatus (Mexican gopher tortoise), 739 nucleotides long. Its product is annotated as transcription factor HES-7.1-like. Bases 49 to 699 code for a protein of 216 amino acids. Gene Ontology annotation, molecular function: protein dimerization activity; DNA-binding transcription factor activity, RNA polymerase II-specific; RNA polymerase II cis-regulatory region sequence-specific DNA binding. The record is from RefSeq and is a predicted model, not a curated record. Gene Ontology annotation, cellular component: nucleus. The transcript is spliced from 4 exons. NCBI's taxonomy places the organism in Eukaryota, Metazoa, Chordata, Testudines, Testudinidae. Gene Ontology annotation, biological process: regulation of transcription by RNA polymerase II; anterior/posterior pattern specification; regulation of neurogenesis.
AAGGGGCCGCCGGGGCCCAGCCGCCCCCCCAGCCCGGCCGCCGCCACCAUGAGCAGCAGCGCCCAGUGGGACAGCAAACAGGACAGGAAGCUCCUGAAACCUAUGCUGGAGAAGCGGCGCCGGGACCGUAUGAACCGGAGCCUGGAGCGACUCCGGCUCCUGCUGUUAGAAGCCACCCAGGACGAGAGACUUAAAAACCCCAAAGUUGAAAAAGCCGAAAUUUUACAAAAAACAGUUCACUUUGUGAGGACCCAGCCUCCUGCAGAGCCGGCGAGGCGAGAGGACACCUUUCUGCAGAGGUACCACAGCGGCUAUCGGGAAUGCCUGAGCCAGGCCACGCGUUUCCUCCACUCCAGCCCGGGCAUCUGCGCGGGCAAGAAGGCCUACCUGAUGGAGCGCAUCUGCCACUGCAUGGAAAAAAUCACCGCCCGGGAGCCGCCGUCGGGCAGCCCCUUCCCCAACCCGGCCUACGGCAGGUACGCCCGCGACGCCUGGCCCAGCUGCAGCCCGCCGCUCGGGGACCCCGCCUGCGUCCUGCACCCGGCUCCGGCCUUCCCCGCCGGCCACAGACUGCAAAGCCUCGCGGCCGGCCGGGCCCAGCCGGGGAACUCCGCCAAAGGCACUCGGGGCAAGCUGAGCGGCUCACAGAACUCUGCUGGCCAGCCCCCGGAGCUCAAUGUCUGGAGACCAUGGCCCUAGGGGCCAGGGACCCCCUUGUAAAUCCAUAGAGUGUAUAUUA